UGUGUGUGUAUGUAUGUGUGUAUGAGUGCAUAUGUAUGUACGUACAUAUACAUACAACAAAUGUAUGAUGUCUGGUACUGCCGAAGUAUUACUAGACCCAGCUUACUGAAUAAUUAAAGGUGAAUCAUAUCAAUUGGUCUUAGAUACUCACAGCAUACUUCUUCUCUGGAUACACUGGUUAAAUAAAGGAAUAGGACUUAUUAGACUGGUUCCCUCCCUCCUUCCCAUGAUUGGUUCCUGCUAGGUGCUGAUAGAGAAGACAGAACACAUUCCAGACUCUUGUAUGUGACUUACGUUAGGGCUCCUUCUUGCUCCUUACUCUGUUUCGUAUUUAUGUGAAGCUGAUAGGUGAGGUCAUCCAUCAUUUUGGGUUCAGGUAUCAUCAAUAUGUGCGUGUUAUCCAAAUGUAUAUUUCAAUCUGAGACUGGCCAGACAAUACUUGAAUAAUGUAAAGGCCUGAUGAAGAGGUUCAAGUUAAACCCCCCCCCCCUCUUAAAGUUGGCUACAAACCUGUGUCUUUUAAACUGUCACUCGUGCUUGGGAACCCCGCACAUGGAAUUUUGUACUGCACUCUACUUAAUGCUGUCAUUGAAAGCUAUCCAGAACCUGCACCUGGUAUAUAAUUCAACAGGAUGGGUGAUUAUGGACAUGGCAUAUAAUUUACUUCAUGAGCUGAAGUGUUUAUCUAAAUGGCUGUCUGUCUUUUGUAGUUUCUGUGAGAUUGUAAUGGCUGGCAAAGUAGGCAUGAUUCAGGUCUUCUCUGUUAAGCCAUUCCAUUUGGUGGGAUUCAAGGAGCCUUGCAUGCUAGCACCUGCCAUUGAGAACACCAUCUCCCCUGAGAUUUAUCUGUAGAUGGUAUUUAAAAGAGACUUGAAAUCUUGGCUGUUCCCUCAGACCUUGGCCUGAACAACUAGUGGGUUCUCUGUAUUUCUUUUGGAUAAAAUAGCUUUUACUUUUGGAUUUUUGGUGUUUCCCAUUUGUAUUUUAUCUCUACUUUAUUUGUACUUUUUAUUCUACACUACACAGAACCAUUAGAGUUAGGUAACCUUAUACAUCUUAUAAAAUUAGUUAGUCAAUCAAUAUAUCAUUUCAGCUUCAAGAAAAGAUUUUUCUAGUUAUAUCUACAUAUGUCAUGGUUUAAGAAAUCUGGUAAGCUAAUAAUAUAGUGUGGAUUUUUGUUCAUUUUAUUGGGAGUUGUAGCUAAUCUUGCAAAGAAUAGACUAAAGGAAGAUUUCGAGUAUUAGCUCACAUUGCUUUGAGUAGUAAAAGAAGUAGCGGGACAUUCCUUGUAUAAAUAAAACAAUCUGUUUUAGUCAUAGUAUUAAUAGAUAUGCCUAUUGAGGCAACAUGCAUAGAUUAGGAAACAGUUCUUUACUGAUCUCCCUCUCUUUCUCUGUAUGUACUGUAUAUACAUAUUCAUAUAUUCAUAUUCCUUUUUUCUACAUGCAUAGUGAUUACACAUGAUUUUAAUGUUAGAUAAGCCGCAGAUAUUAUUCUUUUAUGAAAUAGAUAAAAGGAUUGCUGAUCCAACAUUAAAACACCGCCUCUUUCCUUGAUCCACUAUUUGAAGGAUAGUAAGUUAAAUUGUUUAGGAUUUUAUUCAGCUUGGAUAGCUAGUAUCCUUUAGCUACCAGAAGUAUUUUGAAUAGCUCCAUUGAAAACAAGGGCUGCACAUAAAAUUUAUUUAAUGCUGCCUGCUACCCCAAAACAGCCCAUUCUAUAGGACAGCACUGUUCCACAUGAGGCUUGAUAAUCUCGUUGUAGAGAAUUGUAUAACAAUGACAUUCCAGUGAAACCUCUUUUUAGCUGCUGAUUAAGAAUUGCCAUAGUUAAGAACAUAUAGUAGUAGUGGCUAACUUAAGACAGAUAAAGCUCCACUUAAUGAUUUAAUAUCUCAGAUAAUAAAGGAUAAUUUGGAUUAGUGAGCUUCUGUUUUGGCUUUGCUGUUUUGUUCAUAGAUAACUAAAUCAAUGCAUUUAAAGUACCCAGUUUUAAAAAGGGAAAAGAGAUGACUCAAGAAAUCAGACCAUUAGUGUUGGAAAUUCACGAAUUGCUUAGGAGAACCUGGUGGAAAAAGCAAGUGGCUUCUUGAAGGGAUAAGUCACCUGUACACCAACAAUUGGAGCUUUGCUUUUUCCAUAUUUCUAUACACAGGUAUAUUGAUUUCAAAUUGGUAUUUAGAUCUGUUUAUCAUUUUAAACUUUAUUUUGAUACCUAUGUUUGUAUAUUUCAUGAUUUUAAAAGGAUUUAUCUUUUUUUUCAAAUCUUCGGGUUGCUUUAAAAAUGAAUCUUCUAAGAUGAGAACAGUGAAAAGAGAAUAUUUGCUAACUUCAUAGGAGUUUGCAUAUAAUAGAUCCAUGGAAAAGAUCUAUAAAUGCACUGUAAAAUAUUUUGUUGCAUGAUUUAAUUAUUAGUAAAACAUGCUUUAUUCUGUUUAUUUUUUAUAUAUAUCAUUUUUACUCCUAUUGUUUUAUAUGACAUCUUUAACAAUUGUUUUUUUCCCCUCCCAGAACACUGUCCUAUUUAUACCUUACCAGUAUUUGAAGGUUCUGAACCAAUAUUUUCUUACCCACACAUUACAUAUUAUUAUCAGGUUUUCUACAAGUGCAAACUAGGAUUUAAACCAAUCAAUGAAAGUCGAACCUUCUUGAUGUGUCAUAAGCGUGCCUGGGUACCAAAUAAAGACGUAUGCAAAAGAAUAUAUUGUGGACAGCCUCCAAAUAUUACUGCUGGAUUUCACAAUGGAACUGCUACCACUUACCCUUUUGGAACAAAAAUACAUUACCGUUGCAAUAAAAAUCUUUCCCUUAUUGGGGCAUCCUUUAUGGUCUGCGGUACUAAUAAAAAUCUAACAGAACUGUGGAAAGAGAAACCACCCAUAUGCAAAGGGGUAUUCUGUAACGAUCCAGUGGUAGAACAUGGAAUAAUGAUAAGUGAACCUAAGAAGACAUAUACAUAUGGAAGCAAAGUUAAAUUUCAGUGCGAAAUUGGGUAUUUUAUGAUUGGAAAUUAUUUGAUUCAAUGUGAAAAGAACAACAAUUGGGUUCCCAUAGUACCAUCGUGUAAAAAUAUUACUCCAGGCAUAUGUGGUUCUCCAUCGAUCCUCAAUGGCGACAUAGAGCCUUUGCAACCUCAGUAUGAAACUGGAAAAACAGUUGUCAUAACUUGCAAUCGGAACUAUUCUUUUAUUGAUGACACCAUAAUGAUGACUAUACAGUGUCAAGGUUAUAAUCUCUGGCAUCCUCCUGCACAAUUAUGUUUAUUUAAAAUUUCACCAGAUAAUUUUCAUCUUUUCAUCAAUCAUGGAAAAAUAGUCCAUGGGAAGAAACAAUAUUACAGGCCUGGAGAUGAGGUGGAUAUUGCAUGCUAUGCUGGCUAUGUAUUGAAAGGGCCAUCUAAGAUUAAAUAUAUUGGUGGGAAGAAAUGGUUUCCUAGUGUCCCAACUUGUCAUUUGAGUAACUUCAUCAAAGUAGUUAUAUGUGGGUGUUCAUUACCUUUGUGGAUUUUGGCAGUCAGAAUGUUUUACCGGAAAUAUAUAGAAGAAAGGUGAACAAGAGAACGUCAGAGAAGAAUGAAAAGGAAGUGCAGACACAGCACCAUAAUAGUGGCUUGGCUGCCUGGGGCAUGAGUACAUUUGUUCCAACAUGAGAAAAUUGAAAGUUGCAUGAGCAAUGACAUAUUCUGCAGUAUGUUUAGCAAGAGUUUCCAACAUCAUCUCUAUAGUGAAAGAGCUCAUCAUCAGCAAGAACUGUCAGAAACAAAAUGGUCAUGUGGGGAAAAUGGAUUUUCUACCUAGAAGCAGCCCAUCUCAUUUCUUUAUUCUAGUGCAUGUAAAUAAAAGGCUCAUACUCCAGACAAUAUUAUUUACUGAGAAAUGAUUGCACUGCAUGCCACUUUUUUUGCCAUAAUGAUACCUCUAUUCUUGAGCUUUUAAAAAGCUUUCAAAUCUUCAAAGGUUCUUUGGCUUGUAUCCUGUUGCUUUGGUGGAGUGUUGUGGAUUGUUUUUACCCAAAUAAUGCAACCUAUUCAGUUCUGGAAAUCAACUCUGAAGAAUUCUAUACUAGUAUGCAGAAUAAUGAUUUUUAAAGAGAAUUAUCAAUAACAAGAUUGAUUGAACAUUGAAGAGAAACAAGAGUUUACCUAUUGAAAGGACAAAGAAUGGAAGCCCAAUGAAAAAAAAUAUGAAUACCCCACAAAUCUGCAACACAAAGGCACUAUACAAAGAACUGACUUUUUGUUUCAGAAGAUAAAGAAAUGUUUUUAAUUUGUGCAGCCUGAGAAGAUAAGGCAUUCUUUACAUGUAAACUUACAGAAACACAAAAAGAAAUGAUCAGUUCUUAAGAAGACAUCUUUACCUAUCCCUAACUUCUGCCUUGAAUGGCUGCCUACUAUUUACAUGCUGCAUUGAAAUGCAAACUAUAAAGAAAGGCAUUUAAAUGUAUGAAAAUAAAUGUAUUAGGAAGGUAUCUUUAAACUUAGGGGCAUGAAACAUCCCCUCUCACAGUUGAAAGCUUUUAUCAAGUUACUUGUCAAUGCUGGAAUAAACUCAUUUGCAGACUCUAUUUAAAAGGAACAUUCUUCAGAAAGAUGGUCUUUUAAAAGAACCAAACAAUAUCUGUGAAAAGUGUUCACAUCAAAAGCUAUUGUUAUUAGCUAAUCACUUUACUUGUAAUAAACACAACAGGCUGCCUUCAUCUCCCUCCCUGAGUCCUUUUAAGGACAUGUAAAAUGUCAACAUGAACAGGACAAUGAUGCCUCCUGCAACAUAUGCAAAUCAUCAUGCUGCCACGCAAGAUGUUUUGCAACAGCUAAUAUGUACUACUUUGUUUUGUUCUUUAAUUGAAACUGGCCCUACUGAAGAAGUUAUGAAACACCAGUUUUUAUUCAUUUGUUUGUGGCCAAAAUGUCACAAGCCAUCAGGAAAACUAAAGUAAAAACUUAUCUAAUUUUACAUAUUUGCCUUUUUGGAUUUUCACUGCAUUUUUUUAAAAAAAGAAAAGACUGAUCAUUAGAAAUGGCAACAUAAAAUAAUCAAUGAACAAACAGCCAUCUAUAUUUGCUUAAUGCUGUAAGGAACAGCAUUCAGACUUAGUAUGUCUCCGGGAUUAAAAUGUCCGAUGUUGGAAUUCUACUCUAAAGCUGCACUGUUGUAUCUAUAGGCUAUAUAAUAGGCUGGUUAUUAAUUGUACUAUUCCAUUUAUUCCUAAAAUGAUGUUUCAGAUCGUUAUAAAUUGUUUGAGCCCAAUUCUGAUGUCAUAUUGCUAAAGUGACAGUGAAUCAUGGGCAGAUGAUAUGGGAAAUAUGUAUGAUGUUAUGAACAGAGUUAGAAAUAAGAAAAUAUGGAGAAUUGGAGGUGAAAGUUGAAAAUACAUAAGUUAAGGGCUUUUGCAGACAACUUUGUUUUCAUUUUGGAAAAUUCUAUGGAUGGAAUAGAUAAGUCAUUAGCAAAAUUAAGAAUUUGGCGUGCCAAUUGAUUUUAAGAUUAAUAAUGAGAAAACAAAGAU
This is a messenger RNA of Thamnophis elegans (Western terrestrial garter snake), 5504 nucleotides long. Its product is annotated as complement receptor type 2-like. Gene Ontology annotation, biological process: negative regulation of complement activation, classical pathway. The transcript has 12 exons. The coding region runs from base 2651 to 3550 and encodes 299 amino acids. NCBI's taxonomy places the organism in Eukaryota, Metazoa, Chordata, Lepidosauria, Squamata, Natricidae. The record is from RefSeq and is a predicted model, not a curated record.